Molecule: messenger RNA, 731 nt
Organism: Nicotiana tabacum (common tobacco)
Lineage: Eukaryota; Viridiplantae; Streptophyta; Magnoliopsida; Solanales; Solanaceae
Source: RefSeq, a predicted model, not a curated record
UGCUUUUAAAUACAACUUGUAUACAACUCCUCUUCUCAAAGUCUUCUUCCACAAAAAUAUUGGUAUAAAUAUAGGCAUAUUAUAGAACAGAGUUAGCCAUAUAUAUAUAUAUAUCCUCUCCUCCUUCAGCCACCCACACACACUCUUAUAUCUUCUUCUGAGAAAAUAGAAAAGGGAAUAAUUAAUAAGAGGUAAUUAAGAAACAAAAAAAUGGGAUUUAUGUAUCAUAUAUCAGAAAUAUGUGAAGUUUCAAGUAAAAGAAAGAGCAAAAAACACAAAACCAUGCAGACAGUUGAAAUAAAGGUAAAAAUGGACUGCGAUGGCUGUGAAAGGAAAGUCAGAAAUGCUGUUUCCUCCAUGAAAGGUGUGAAAUCAGUGGAAAUAAACAGAAAAGAUAGCAGGGUGACAGUGAGUGGUUAUGUAGAAAAAAGCAAGGUGUUAAAGAAAGUAGAGAAAACUGGAAAGAAAGCUGAAAUCUGGCCAUAUGUUAAAUAUAAUUUAGUAUCAAAUCCUUAUGCUGUUGGAGUAUAUGACAAGAAGGCACCUUCUGGCUAUGUCAAGAUUGAUCCUCAAGUUCUUCAAAUUCCAAAUACACCUUCUGAGAUAUUCACUUCUAUGUUUAGUGAUGAAAACCCAAAUGCUUGUUCAAUUAUGUAAAAUUUGUCUUGGAAAAUUAGUACAAUACAGUAAAAAAAAAAAAAAGAAGAAGAAGAAGAAGGGAUUGUUACACA